Molecule: messenger RNA, 1762 nt
Organism: Limulus polyphemus (Atlantic horseshoe crab)
Lineage: Eukaryota; Metazoa; Arthropoda; Merostomata; Xiphosura; Limulidae
Product: transcription factor AP-2-epsilon-like
Exons: 2
Source: RefSeq, a predicted model, not a curated record
UCGAACCCGCGACCCUCAGGUUGCGAGUCGAGCGUCCUAACCACCUGGCCAUGGGUUUUAGCUGACGUAUAUACCACGUUAGGUCACAAUCGGUCCAACUGUUCGCCAAUUAUAAACGGACACAAACACACAGGAUUUUAUCAAAUAAUAGUUUACGAUAAUUUACAUAGAAAUGUGUUUUGAAGCUUUUUUUUUUCUCUAUAAAUCUUUGCUUGUAACUCCUUCCAUAACUCUUCUAUCUUAUAACUCAAGUUUUAACUGGUUAUGAAGCGCCCUCUAUAACAAUCAGUCUUUUUAUCUUAUACUGUAAAUCUUAUGUCAACGAUAUCUCAGACGCUUGUCUACUUUAGAUGUUGUAUUAACCACGCGCGAGGCUUAAUGAAUUCCUUGUCAAGCGUACCUCAGAGGUAAGUCUGCAGGUUUACGUCGCUAAAAGUCGGGUUUCUAUUCCCGUUGUGACAGAACGAGGAUAUCCCAUUGUGCAGCUUUGUGCUUAUAAACAACCAAAUAAUCAGUUCCUAGUGUUUAGUAAUUUUGUCCAUCAUUUACAUUCACACAUAUUUAAAACACUAGGUGGAGCUUCUGGUGGUGAUCCUAAGUUUCUAAACAGAUCAGUAACAGACGAUAAAAACAGGUCGCUUUCUUUCAGUAUAUUUCAGACGAGAUUAGGGUUAGAAAGAAAGAAAGCAUUUUUGUUCAUCACGAAUGUACUCGCGAGCAGAUAGGCUUAGCGGUAUCGAGCUCAGAACAAAUGGAAAACUUUAGAAAUCCUGGCGUCAGUGAUGCGUGGGCUUCCAACCCACUGCUAUUCAUGUUGCUAGCGAGAUUCUUAGGGGGCAGGCAAACCUUACAGUGUUGGCUUUCUGUUUGCUACCCUACAUCCCCCUUCUUAAUCUAGUUCUCCCUACCUGUCGUGACGCGCAAGAACUUUACAACCUGCCCUGUAGGUGGCAUAGCAGGUAGAUGUAGCCCAUCAAACAGGCAGCUUUAUCAGCAAAGCCCAGAGGGGCUAGAAGACCAGUGAUCUCACUCUAAGGAACUUCGAACGACCGUACAGUUCGAAAGCAUUUCUGUGUGUGUUUUAUUUGUUAUAUCUGCAUGAAACUAGACUUAUUUGUCAGUGUUGCGUGUUUGUUUGUGAUCAGAACUGAACAAAAUGGCGCAGCUUAGUCCUCUGGCACGAACUAACAGCUCGUCGCAUCGUAAGGGAGAACCUCUGGAGGAAAACAACGAGGUUAAGCGUCAUCCGUCCACUGGUCAAGACAUCAAGAGUGAAAUGUCCUUCGACCUUGUAGAAUCUCCAGAGGAUCGUAGAGAUCUGGUGGGAGGGCAAACCACAAGUUUAGUCACAAUUUCCAGCACAGCCACCUUUAACGGCACCCCUCUCUUCACCCAUACACCCCCCUCUGCAAAUUUCCAACCGCCUUAUUUCCCCCCACCUUACAACCUGCCACAACAACACGUGGAUUUCCACCACCCGCACGUCAACGCUGACACUUACACCCCCCUAACUAGUCUAACGGGCCCCCCGCAAUAUCACCAACUCCACCCUCCGCAGCGAACCCACAAUAUUUUUGGGACUCGACGAGAGGAUGAUCUACAAAUCAACAUCCACUCGGGACUCGCCGGGACGUACGACCUGGGACGUCGGGGCGACCCUCUCUACCCCAGUGUCCGGAACAGUGGUCACCAUGGUUUGAGCGAACAGGAGCUCGUCAGUCUUCAUACUGCAGAGACAUUACAAGCUAUUGAAGAGGGUCAG